GUAACCUCUUCUAUCCUCCACCACCCGACUGCCCUCCAUCACCCAGCGCCGGCCGCCUCCACGCCGCAUCCACCCUCUCAACCACCAGCCCGCCCGCCCGCGACCUCCCACCGUGCGAUAAGGCGACUCCGGCUGGGCCAGCUGUCUUAGAUUUCAUCCAUUAUCAUGUCCCUGUGAUGCGACCCGACUCCCCGCUCGAAGAACCACCACAGAAACCCCCGGUCGCCCUCACUUGCAUUCACACCUUCGUCCGUGGCCACUCUCUUUUCAUGAGGUUCCGCCUCCUGCUUACCUCACCACCAUCGCCAAUCCGCUCCACUCCACACCCUCGACGGCGUUCCCGGGAUAUUCCUAUUUGGCAGGAUGGGUAACAGCUCGGCCAAAGAAGCGCGUCCAGGCUCCUCGCGCAGCCAUUCGCGGCCGGAUAAUGUCCGCGACGCGGGCUCUCCUACCACUACCGGGCCCUCCGGCUCUUCCUCCCACCUCGCGGGCGACAGGUUGGCAACAUAUACUAGUCGUGGCGGACGGGGAAGUAGACCUGACCUGUCAUUCCUGGGCAUCGGCGGGAGCUCCGACCAACCACCCGCGGAAGCUCGGCGGGAGACAAAGGCAGAGAGGGAAGCCCGGAAACUCGAAGAGGAACGGGCUGCCCGAGAGAAAGAGCGGGAGCGGAGUAUCCGCGAGGAGGGAGUCGAUGGCGGAUAUCUAGUCACACUGGGGACCUAUACGGGCCCGGAGGAUUUCAACAAAGAUGUUGUCCGGCAAUUGAUGAUUGAGCGCCGGCUGGCACCUUUUUGGAAGGGCCUCAAUGACCACUCGGACAUGUGGACUGAGCAUCAGUUGGUAGCUGUCGUCAAUGGUUUGCCCAUCCCGCCGGCCGAUGAAAUUCCCCCAGAGGAGCCACCACGUUCAACCAACUUGAGUGUGGACUGGAACCCUCGAUCGUCGAACAGCAACAUCAACCACCUCACAGUGCCCAUAACCUCGAGAUCGCAGUCAUCCAACUCCGACAGAUCAAUGAAUCUAUCUCCGUCACAUCCAGCGUUUUCGCUGCCUUCUCCCACAUCCCCAAUUUCGGCCUCGCCAUCAUCAUCUUCACCAUUCUUCCGUGGUCGGGCCAAGACCUUAGCUGCUCUGACGACAUCAUCGAAAAAUAACUCUCAAACUGAAAUGACUCCCCAGGAGGUGCAGCUUCCGAAGGACCCCUAUGUUAACGGCCAACGCUUAGAAGCUUUCCUAUAUAAGAAUGCUACCGAGUGUCCCAUCUGCUUCUUGUAUUAUCCACCUUAUCUCAACAAGACCCGCUGCUGCGAUCAACCGAUCUGUUCAGAGUGUUUUGUCCAAAUCAAGCGACCUGACCCCCACAUUCCAGAGCAUCAUGACCCGACCGAUCCAAAUGCGAGUAAGGAGCCUCAGGAGGAUGGUAUGCUUGUUUCAGAGCCUGCUUCUUGUCCAUUCUGCGUACAACCGGAGUUUGGUGUUACAUACGAACCGCCACCUUUUAGGAGGGGGCUUUCAUAUGCAGGCCAGGCAGGACAGGCAGGACAGGCAGGACAUCCACUCGCGAGUACCAUGUCGGCCAUGUCGUCCUCUUCAUCGCUAGCUUCUCAAGGACUAGGAUCACCCACAGGUAAUCGACGGAGAACGACGUCACUCUCGGCCAAUAAUGCGAGUGUGAUCACCACAGACCGGGUUCGGCCCGAUUGGGCCAAGAAGCUAUCGGAUGCACGUGCCCAUGCGCUUCGACGAGCUGCAGCGGCGACUGCUUUGCACAACGCGGCAUACGUGAUGGGGAAUAUCCAGGCUGCGGAUGGCAGGGGGUUCGUUCUUGGUCGAAGGCGGCGGACCAUGUUCGGGGGAGAUAGCGGUGGUAGCAGUGGCAACCACACGCCUCGUCAUGGUGAUGGUGGAAGUGUCGGAAGCGUGGGCGCGUUGCUUGCUGCUGCAGAGCGAUCGGGAGGCUCAGGCCCGCGGGGACAGGACGAUUUGUUUCCUGGUCGCCACAGCUCUCGAAGAAAUCGAAUCGAGGAUCUUGAAGACCUCAUGAUGAUGGAAGCGAUCCGGUUGAGCAUUGCAGCUGAGGAGGAGCGCAAGAAAAAGGAGGAGAAGGAAUCUGCUAAGGAAUCUAGAAAGGAGGAGAAAAGAAAGGCGAAAGAGACGAAAAAGGCCGAGAAGGCGGCGAGAAAGACUGGGUUUUUCCCUAGCACUAGUUUUGAUCGCGACACCGAUACCACCAACGCCGGAUUGUCGACAAUUGCAGGCAAAGGUAAGGGUGUCGACCGAUCUGGUGCCUACACUGGCUUCAACCCGCUAAGCGAACCUACUUCAACCAUCAACGCGUCUGGUUCCAAGGAGGACCCUCAGCGCCAUCUGGAGCACUCGCGGGCCCAGAUUCAAAGCCAUUCUUCAACCGCUGGGCAGCCUGCGGAGCCCCCUACCCAUCGGCAAAUUCUCAGGAAUCUAUCGAAUGCCUCCUCGUCCGCCUCUUCUUUCUCCGAGUCGUUGCAAGGUUCGCUACAGCAAGUUGGUGGAUUUGGCGCCUCGGGCUCUUCUUUCGAACCCAGCCCGACGGCUUCAGGUGUGAGCCUCAACAGAGACGAAACUUCUCCCGGUGGUACUACAGGCGGCCUAGAGCCCAUGUUCAAUUUCACCAGUCUUGCCGAGGUCAUUGGAGUUGAAGACGAUAAGCAUGACCAGGCUCAUGGAAGCUCCCAUAUUGAGAAUCUUGCGAAUCAUAACAGCAGUCCGAACCACGGUCAAGGUCGCGAGGGCUCUGCAGGUGGGGAGAGCUCGAGUAGUAGUGCAGCCCCCCCAGUCUCACAGCCUCAUGACGGGGCUUUCGGCAAUAUGGAUGAGAGCACGGCAACGAUUACUGGAAAGUCUAUGGAAGACCUUGCGCUUGUCGCUACCCACGAAUCUAACCAGUACGAUGCGAAACAUUUCGGGGAUGUCAGCUUGCUGGAGACCUUUGGACAGGGCGCUCGCAGCGCGCAUUGAUGGAUAUGGGCGUCCGUCUCGGAAGUUUUAUUCUUUCCACACAGUUUUCUACAUCACAACGAAUGUCACGGGCGGUACCUCUGAGCGGCUUUGACUGUUUUCAUUCUGGCAGCAAAAGCUUUGCCGCCAUGACCGCCUUACCCGUAGCCAUCCCACCAGAGCUGCAGUGUCACAGGUUCAUA
Molecule: messenger RNA, 3179 nt
Organism: Mytilinidion resinicola
Lineage: Eukaryota; Fungi; Ascomycota; Dothideomycetes; Mytilinidiales; Mytilinidiaceae
Exons: 2
Coding region: 364-2997 (877 amino acids)
Cellular component (GO): cytoplasm
Source: RefSeq, a predicted model, not a curated record